CAGGUGACUUGGAAAUCGUGAUCAGCUGAUUCUAAUCGCCCGUUUACAGCAAUUAAUGAGAAAUAUAUUGAGGCGAUUUCUUCAUUUAUAGUACGGUUUGUUGAAUUCACUAGGUAUACCGUGGGACUGAUUCUGUUCAACUUUUGUGACGAGGAGGGACACACGUGACCCUCCAUUCCUCUGUAGCUCGGUCCACUGAUGACCGACCAAGAACGUACACCAAAUCAUCCCCAAUAAAGAAUGAAGGACGCCUCGGACUUUGUCAACCAUCCCGUAGACAGGGGGUGGGCCUGGGUCAUACUAACAGCCUCCAGUCUGAUCUUUAUGAUAUACGUGGGAACUAUCAAAACCUCAGGGUUAUUCUUUGUGGCCUUUCAAGAAUUCUUUCAGGCCGAGGCUUCCACAACGUCACUCAUUCCUGGAAUCCUCCAAAUCAUUUACAGCUGUGCUUCUCUCCCUAUACUGACUUAUGGACUUCACCAUUUCUCAGUUCGACAGAUCAUCAUUGUCGGGGGAUUUCUCGGGGCCUUGGCAUACUUCAUUGGAUUCUUUGCUGGCAGUAUUGAGAUAAUCGUCAUAACUCAUGGAGUGAUCUACGGUAUUGGGUUUGCUACGCUCCAUGGGCCGGCGGCGUACCUGAUUGGUACGUACUUUGACAAACGCCGGGCAUUGGCUAAUUCCAUUCUAGUGGCGGCCUCUGGUUUUGGCGGGCUCGUCCUCCCGCCUCUCUAUCGAUACCUAAUGGACGUGUACGGCCUGCAGGGAACCAUGCUCAUAUUGUCUGGAAUUCUACUUAAUGUCGUGGCUCUAGCAGGAUUGCUUAAACCACCCUCUUUAUUUGCGCCGAAAGAAAAAGUCACCAUUGAACCUCAUUAUAAAAUUGUGAGUAUUCAUGAAAUAAACGGAGACAGGAAAUACUCUCCAAUAGUGAAGGGAAAGAAACGUUCGAUUUCUCUGUGUGAAAAGGCACCGUCAUCUCCAGUGGAAAACGGCGAGGGAUGGGGAAGCUUACCCCACAAUCUUAAUUCAAGAGCACAUCACAGUUCCACUCUGACACGAAGCUUGCAGAGUUUAGGAAGCACUGAUAUCAUUUAUAGCCUUUCCCAAACUGAGUUAGAGGUACCCUCUACAAACAGAGAGAAGAAACAAAAAAUCCUUGAUAUGACGCUGCUAAAGAAGCCAUUACUACAGUUAUUUUUGUUUGUUUAUUGUUUUGGAAGCAUUGGCUCGGCUUAUGGUCACAUUUUUAUUUCUCCAUUUGCACGUGACCAAGGAUUUACAACUAAUGAUAUUUCAAUGCUAAUUUCUAUAACAAAUAUGUGUGAUUUCAUUGGCCGGUUGAUGUGUGGGGUGAUAGCCAAUCAGCGACUGAUAAAGAACUCUACCCUGGUGGCCAUCAGCCAGCUCGUUACUGGGGUAACCUUGACCCUCUGCUCUGUUUACGGACCUUUCUGGAGCUUUUGUGUUCUUGCUGUCAUGUAUGGUUUGUUUUCUGGCGCCAUUUUCUCUAUGACGCCUGCUAUUAUCGCCGAUUUUGUUGGCAUGGAAAAUUUUAGAACUGCCUUUGGUAUUCUGAUUCUAUUCCAAGGAUUUACCCUUGGUGGAGGUGCUCCUUUCUUAGGCUAUCUUCGUGACAAAUCACAGAGCUACACGACAUCUUUUUAUUUUAUGGGUUCUCUACUGUUAGUAUCUGGGGUGUCUUUGUUAUUAGAACCGUGUGUUCGGUCUCGACAGGAAAAGAUGGAGUCAAGAGAAGAAAAGACAGAGGAAAUAAAAUUGUCCGUAUGACACCCAGCCUUUUAUGAUGUCUAAAGCAAUGUGUGAUCACCUAGGGUUUUUUUAAUUACAGUACUUGGAGAAUCAAGUAGAUACCAAUUCAAUUCUCUAUGUUCCUCAUAAUCAACUCGCAAAAAAGUAAUUCAAAAUUUCAUAGAGUUUCUGAAAUGGAAGGAGUAAUGGCUCUAUGUGUAUAUUACAACACUAUAUAAUGCAAAGUUUAAUUUAAAAAAAUAAAAAAGUCAUCAGUUAGAAAUCCGAAACAAUCGUUUUAAAAGUUAACCAAAUACAGGAAACUCGGUGAACUCUCAAUUUUUAUGAAGUCCAUCGGAUGGGUCAUAUAAAAUG
Messenger RNA from Saccostrea cuccullata (small rock oyster), 2124 nucleotides. Its product is annotated as monocarboxylate transporter 5-like. The record is from RefSeq and is a predicted model, not a curated record. Gene Ontology annotation, molecular function: monocarboxylic acid transmembrane transporter activity. Lineage: Eukaryota; Metazoa; Mollusca; Bivalvia; Ostreida; Ostreidae. Bases 241 to 1788 code for a protein of 515 amino acids. Gene Ontology annotation, biological process: transmembrane transport. The transcript has 7 exons. Gene Ontology annotation, cellular component: membrane.